Mollisia scopiformis is the source of this 438-nucleotide messenger RNA. RefSeq lists its product as uncharacterized. The coding region runs from base 48 to 284 and encodes 78 amino acids. NCBI's taxonomy places the organism in Eukaryota, Fungi, Ascomycota, Leotiomycetes, Helotiales, Mollisiaceae. Gene Ontology annotation, molecular function: protein binding. The transcript is spliced from 2 exons. The record is from RefSeq and is a predicted model, not a curated record.
GGAACCAAGGCCGGUGGGAUGAUGCUGAAAAGCUGGACGUGCAAGUCAUGGAGACUCGCAAGACGAAGCUCGGAGUGGACCACCCUGACACGCUGACCAGUAUGAACAACUUGGCGUUUACGUGGAAAGGAAGCGGUAAAGAAAUUGAAGCUGUAAGACUUAUGGAAGAAUGUGUACAGUUACGGAAACGUAUCUUGGGAGUUAAUUAUCCAGAUUCUAUUUCAUUUUGCACAGCUUUAAAUACAUGGAAGGCUGAGCAAGAGGAUGUUGCACUGUUAAUCUGAAGUACUGAAGAUGGAUAAACUUGAUAGAAUUUGAAGCGUAUUACAGUCUCAUGAAUAUGUAUAAUAGAACUGACGGUUCGUAAUUUAUAAGUACUCAGCUUCCAGGCAAAAUAUCACGUGAUCGUUUGGAUCAAGGCUUCGAAAUGCAGGUCCG